Porites lobata is the source of this 6799-nucleotide messenger RNA. The record is from the annotation of a GenBank genome assembly. Lineage: Eukaryota; Metazoa; Cnidaria; Anthozoa; Scleractinia; Poritidae.
AUGGCGAAGCAUUCCCAGCUCGAAGAUUGCUCGAAGUUUCUUGAAGAAACUAACCUCUUCACAGAGGGAACAAAGAAGAAGAUCGAAAGAUUCGUGCGCACAGUGGAGCGAGGAUGCUUUGACGAGUUUUUGGUUCUUUUUGCGAGGUAUUUUUCUUGUAGUCUUUAAUGUUUGAGUUUGUUUUUACGUCAUUAAUCUUCCUUGAUAAUAACGCUUUGAGCCAACCGGCAGUUUUCUCCUUUUCCUGUUGUACGCAAUAACUGCUACUUCAUUGCUGAUGAAGUUCGAGCGAUUCCGAACGGAAUAUUCUAUUUAUUUGAAAUUGGUUUGCUCAGAUUUUUUGUAAUUGUUUGUUUUAAGACCGCAUUCGCCAGAGCAGAGAUGAAAAGAUGAGAUGAGAUAGUAAGACAACGAAAAAUAUAUUGAACAAAGGCUUACCAUCUCAUCUCAUCUUUUCAUCUCUGCUCUGGCGAAUGCGGUCUUAAAACAAACAAUUACAAAAAAUCUGAGCAAACCAAUUUCAAAUAAAUAGAAGACCAAAUCCUGAAUUUCACGUGGAUUUUAUUGUAUGCGUUUGUCUUUUUUCUGGAAUUCGGUUAACUUUCCUUCAAACAAAGUUUACGUCUUUUGCACCGCACAGAGGCAUGGGCUGCUGCACUACAUCAUUGCUUUUUGCAUUCUCUUUCUCAAAAUUAUUCUUGUAAACAGGAAUAUACGCGAGGACGAUCUCUUCAAAAUCUGCAUUUAUCUACGAUCGUACGGGAUUUUUGAUCAAGCGGAUCAAGAAAGAAUCUUCAACGACCUUGUCUUCUGUACCCCCGAGAGAAAAGCAUCUGAGCUACUAACGGAAAUUGGAAAAAGGGGACACCAUGUAUACUGGCACCUAGCACAUGCGCUAAAGACUAGGCAAACACCUAUGUUUAAUUUCUUUCACGGCGGAGAUUUUCAGUGUUGUGGUAUGUAUGUGCAGUGAUUCGGUUCAGUUAUUGACAAAUUAGUGAAAAAGACUAGAGUAGGAAGACGAGUUGCUCACUGGAGCCAAGCUUUGUUACAAUGUUCACUUCAUCAUACUAGCCAAGCCAAGUCAAAAUCAAGUUAAUCAAAUACUAAUUAAAUGACUUUGACUCAAGUCAAAAUUUGCCUCAAACACUGCGGAAGUUUAUGGACCAAUUCAGUUAUAUUGGCUUUCAGCUACCAAGAUAUCAACCGAUGCCAAACAAACCAAAACAAAAACAGUUUAAGAGCAGUGUAUUAUGCCAAUUGGUUAGAGGCAGUCACACGGUUUUUUUUAACCAAUUAACGCUGUUUUAGCGCUUAUUACGUCAUAAUAAUUUUUGGGGGGAGCCCCAAACCUCACUUAGUUACAAGUGGAAACAUGCCAAAUUUAACGGAUGAUUAGAAAAAUAUAAAAUCAAGGUAGAGUCGCGAAAGGUUUGUAAACAAUUUUACAGAAUUCACAUUUGGAGAUGAGAUUGAAAUGUUUGAGCACACGAUAUCUUGCAAUUGUUAUUAAGUUCUUAUUUAAUUUAGACACCAACGUCGUCAGAGAAAACGAAGUCGCGUGUGCUUUUUACAGUCAACUGGAACCUUUCCUCUUCUAACCUAGAACUAAGGUAAAUACAGUUGAACCUGUCCACAACGGCCACCUCGAGGACAGAAGAAAGUGACCGUUUUAAAGAGGUUUAACAAGAGUCAAUGUAUGGACUGUCCGCCAAAACAAGUGGCCGUUGUGGAGAUGUGACCGUUAGUGAAAGUUUGCCUGUAACAAUUGAUAUCUUAAUUAGUUUGCAGGGAAGUGGAAGAAAGGGAAAGAGAAGAACGGCUUGCAGGUAGAGUGAUAUAACAGUCAUGUUUAGGAUUUUAAAAACAGAAUAUUUUGCCAUUAAAUCGGCGAAGUUAUCAUUUCGCUUUUACAUAGAGCGUUUCGUGUAUGAAUGAGAAAGUAAAAAAGAUUUAAUUCUUAGCUAUUUCCAACUGAAAGCAACUGCAGACUCAGAGCAAUAAUAGUUUAAACAGAAACAUUUUAACGUUUUCAAAAUGUCUUCAUCUUUUGAAGGAGAGGAGAAGUCGUUACUUUAAUACGUUGCCAUGGUGGCAAAAUUUCUGGAUCUCAACAAAUUGCGGUGCUGUAAAUAUGUAGAGGGAAAGAAAACGAACAAAAUGACUUGUAUGACUCUUCUGUGCAUGAUUGCACUCAGGAACAAGACGAUAGUCUUAUUCAAUCGUUUGACAAUGCAAAUGGCGGCGUCUCUGUUAAGAAAGACUGUUGAGAUCCAGAAAUUUUGCUACUAUGGUAACGUGACGUCACAUUUCUCUUCUCUAUUGUUCAAAUUGACUACCUGUCUCCUUAAGGUGGUAAAUCAUGUGAUCAUUUCCAGGAACUGUACAUGAGUAGUAAGUUCACACCGUCAUCCUCAACCUCGUCCCCGGGCCGGCUUAAAGCCAAGGGGACGAAAUUGCCUCGUCCCCGUUAAGCGUCGGACCCAAUUACCUGAUGAGUAGUGCUCUUUCAACUUAGCAUUGUUCCAAAAAAAUAACAUUAGUGUUGAAUUUAAUCUUUCUAUUGUUAUAUCGUAACUAUCACCACAGAGAUGGAAAACGUUGAAAAAAAGUUCGUGACCAAGUUUAGAGCUCUGAGAGAGAAGGUAGAGGACAAAUGCACCACAGUAAAGAAGAGAGCCGAGGAGAAAAUAAGAAACAGUGAGUAAAAUAUCUUUUACCGGAGAGGAACGUUCUAUUAUUACUUUUAUUAUUAUUAUUUUUUGCAAACUUGCUUUUUCCCAUUUUGCUAUUAUUUAAUCCCUAUCACCCUUCCCUUCUAUCUCUCUCUUUCAAUCUAUCUGGGGAUAACUUUUUGCAUUUCCUGGCUAUUUUCUUCGAUUUGCUGUUUUCGGAACCCUUUUCGUCUCAUUUACAUUUUGCGCUCCUCCCUCGAUCCUUGCUCUCUCACUCCUCCCUUAAUACUCAGUCACCCCUCCAUUACCGCUCCCUCCCUCCUCCCUUACCCUCCUUAGCCUCUUCCCUCUUUGCUCCCCUUCCUUCUCCGUCACUUCUGCCUUUCCUCACUUUUAUGCCGCCCCUCCCUUUCCUUCCAACCUUCCCGAUUUUUUCUUCUCCUUUCCCUCUUUUCUUUUUUCUUGUCUUGCUUUUAUCUUCUUCUGUGUCUCUUUCUUUCCUUCCUUUAUGCUAUCAUCCAUUUUUCGUAAUAAGUUUUCUUGUAAUUGUUUUCUUCCAUUUUGAUCUUUAUUUGUGUAUCUUUGUCUUUUUUCUUCUUCAAUAUAUUUUAGAGAACUUUUGCCCAAUUUCGUUUCCUUCUAGGAGCACUUUCAAGGACGUCAUCUGAUGAGCAAGCGUCUAUGCAGGACAAAGAUGAUGAUCUGGAGCCUGAGGAUGAGGAAAGCACAAUAUCAGAAGGUAGAAGUUUUUUCGUUGUUCUCCCGUCUAUUUCCUCUUUCAACAUUGCAUCUUUCUUUCUCUUUCUCUUUGUAUUCCGCUUCGUUCGCUCGCUCCUUCUUCCCUCUUCACCUUCCCCUCCCCCACUUCCAUUCCUCCCUGCCUACCUGCAUCCCUUACUUUUUUCUUUCCUCCCUCCCUGCUUCCUUCCCCCUUCCCAAGCCUUCCUCGCUGCCUUCCUUCCUCCCUCCCUGUUCCUUUCCUCUUCCCAAGUCUUCCUCACUGCCCUGCUUACUCCCUCCUUCCUCCCCUUACUUCCUCCGUGCCUUUCACCCUCCCUGUUUCCUUUCCCCUAGCCUUCCUCACUGCCUUCCUUUUUUCCUCCCUUGUUCCUUCCCUCUUCCCAAGCCUUCCUCGCUGCCUUCCUUCCUUCCUUCCUGUUCCUUCCCUCUACCCAAGCCUUCCUCACUGCCGUGCUUCCUCCCUCCUUGCUUCCCUCACUUCCUCCAUGCCUUCCUCUUUCCCUGUUUCCUCUCCGCAAGCCUGCCUUCCUUCUUCCCUCCCUUCUUCCUUCCCUCUUCCCAAGCCUUCCUCACUGCCUUUCUUCCCCCCUCCCAGCUUCCUUCCCUUCCCCCAUGCCUUCCUCACUAUCUUACUUCCUCCUUUACCCUUUGCAUUCCUCACUUUCUUCUUUCCUCCCUCCCCACCUCCGUCACGGCCUCUAUAUCUUCCUCAUUGCCUUCCACCCUCCCUCCCUCUUGCACAUCGUCUUUCUUAUUACGCAUAUCAAUGGCACUUACUAUGCGUCGUUUUUUAAAUCAAGGUUCUUAUCUGGAAGAUCGCGAACCGGAUAACGAGGGAAAUACAAAAGCCAAAGGUAAAAAUUAUAUCUUUUUCAGUUUCUUAGGUACAGCUAUUGUGUAGCUGUUCCUCCUUAUAAUCUUGCGUAAGCCUGGGAUUUUCAAAAAUGCCGCUCUGAAAUGACAGCAAAACAAACGUUUUUUUCGACAGAUUUGGAGAAAGCACUGGACAAUACAUUGAAAAUGAUUAAAACAUUCGUGGGCAAGGUUGAAGAAAAAUGCUCAACAGCGGUGAAAAAAAGAAAACGUGAGUUCAAAUUUAUCUUUUAUGGUUCAUGAUCAAAGAGUAUCCUCUUACAAAAAAAAAAGAAGUAUAGCAAAAAUUUUCUUUGAUUACAGCAUACGAACGAAAUUACGUCCUGUAGACGCGAUCAUUCAAAUAGAACAUGCGAACCUCUUUGAUAAUGUUUAAAGUAGGCAUUGAUGGGUUAAGCAAUAUAUGGUAACCAUUAUUAAUAGUUUUUUCUGCAAAGAAGGGUAGAGCUAGCUCAGAUUUAAGCAUCUUAGAAGUGGUUGUGAUGAUGAUGAUAAUGACAACGAUGAUGAUGAUGGUGUGAUGUUGAUGACGACAACGAUGAUACAAAUCACCGUCAUACAGGAACAAGGACCAGACACAAACAAUUAUUUUUUAUCAUGCUACAGGUAGUCUUGAAUGAUUUGCGCACAAAAUCGCGUCUCCCCUAGAUCUGUCAUUUUUUCAAGAUCAGUUUUACGUCUUUAUACUUGUUGCAUAUUUUGCUUAACGUUCAGCCAACAUUUUAUAUACUUUUACUGACGAGUUUUUUUAAAUACAUUUUACAGGUUUUUCCCGACCUCUAUCACGUCAAUAUCGAGCGACAACAUCUGUUCAUGUCCACGAGCCUCAAACGGUCGAUUCAGAAGGUAUGUAUCAGUCUCAAUAUAACUUUAUAGAGGACAAUAUAAAGAGGUGUGCGAUUUUCUUUCAUAACUGGGGACUUAACGAUCCGACCACGCGACGGCAACGAGAACGUCAAAAACAACGAUAGAUUUAGUGGGCAAAACAACAACUUUGCACGUGCAUCUCACUUUUUUGUACAUUUCUUUGCCGUUUUUGCACGAUUACGACGUGAAAUUGCCUAAUUUUACUUUUUCUGGAGGACGUAUCAGGCCACGACGAAAUUUUAUUAUCUUUCUAAACUUGAAUAUGGUUCUUAGAAAUUCAACUCCGGGAGGGUUCGCCUACAUUUGACGAAGUAAGUGAGUUGGAAUAAUCGCGAUAAAGACCGAAAGAACACAAAUUCAUUUUUGAAGCGACGCUUUCGCUGCCUUCGCGUCGUCCUAUCGUUAAGUCCAUACUAUCUUCAAAACAACGCGUUGGCAACCACCAUGAAUCCCAGAUAUAUAUAAAUUUGGGACAAUUGACCCUGGCCAGGAGAGAAACGAAGACAAAUUACUGUUGAAAUAAUUUAAUAGGGGUGAGAUCCUUUUUUAUAAUCUCACCAAAAAAGUAUUAUAUUGGAGUUCUUAAAACAAACGUCUGCAGCUAUCAGCUCCAAGGGGCUGUGAUGUUAAAAGGACGCAAACAAAAUCUCGAUGCUUUUUAACCUCAAAAUCUGCAGAUUACUACUGAGAGAGGUUUUUUAACGCGAAACAAUUAACACUGAGAUGGGUUAUGAUCCCACUCAGUACCACUAUGUUCGAAGCUGUGGCGAGCUCACAAGUGUCUUUCUAUAAGGACGAAACAGCUGCUGGCUUCUGCUUUCUAACAUAAAGAAUGGCUGAUUAUUUUAAUCAAGAGCCCAUAACACGGAGUGAGCAACUCCAAUGUAAUCUUGUCGCGGCAAUUUCACAGACCUGUCUAUAAUAAGAACAAUUUUGGCGGGAAGUUUACACCAUCGCACAAUUUUAAAAAAAGAAGUUUGGUUCUUUUUUUAGUCAUCAACGUUUACAUAUUCCAUAUCUAAACAAGAUAAACCAGUCAUGUUGUAAAAUCUUUCUAUUUAAACCACCCAAUACCAACCUUCGCAAGCGUAAACUUUGUUUUUAUUAAUAUUCUUCCUGGGGGACAAAACUUCAAAUUUGUUGAAACUUGUAUCCACGGCCGUUAGCCUUUUAGCUUUAAUGCUUCGUGCUUGAUGAUUGGUACAAAUAUAAUCAGUAAAAGGUUGCUAGUAUGUCCGAACCCUAUCUCCGAGAAAUCAUCUUGAUAAAUGCUAAUGAUGAGCUUUUCCCAUUUCUAGAUUUACCUACAGCUCUCGCAGCUGAAACUAACAGAACCAAGCAAGGAAAAGAAAACAAUUCAGUUGCAAAGGAACGCACUCUAAUCCAGCGCAAGCGAGCCUACAAGAUAGCGUUUGUAACAUUGUCAGCGGUCACCAUGUUUACUUUCUAUCCACUUCCUGCUUUUGACUUCCUAUUUCUUUUUAUUUACUGUAACGUGUUAAUUCUUCUGAUCACAUUUUAGUUUACCCACUACAUUUAUGUUAGCUUCUAUUUGUUCGAUUCCUUCACAACUUUGAUCUUGUAUUAUCAUUCGAUGCAAAAUUUUCUUCCUUUUCAUUGGCCGAGAGCCUACAAGGUGACCU